This is a messenger RNA of Pistacia vera, 1040 nucleotides long. Its product is annotated as CASP-like protein F16. The coding region runs from base 115 to 738 and encodes 207 amino acids. The record is from RefSeq and is a predicted model, not a curated record. NCBI's taxonomy places the organism in Eukaryota, Viridiplantae, Streptophyta, Magnoliopsida, Sapindales, Anacardiaceae. The transcript has 3 exons.
UUCAAGUACCUUCAGCUAGCAAGUUUCUCUACUUCUUCUUAUUGCAUUUUCACCAAAAGAUUAUUCGUUUAGAGUGAUUUUAUACAAUAUUUUCAGUUGAAUUUGAAGAUUACGAUGGAGAAGAUAGAGAAGGGAAACAAUGGCGCCCCUAUUGGCCAAUCUCCACUGCCGAUGCUGCAGGGAUCCAGGGAUGAAGACGAUAUGCCGGCGGUGCGGACGGCGGAGCCCUUGGCAAGAUUGGUGCCAAUGGCUUUAUGUGUUGCGGCCCUGGUGGUCAUGCUAAAAAAUUCUGAGACUAAUGACUUCGGCUCUCUUUCCUAUUCCGACCUUGGAGCUUUCAGGUAUUUAGUGCACGCCAAUGGGAUUUGUGCUGGUUAUUCUCUUCUUUCAGCUAUUAUCGCAGCCAUGCCUCGCCGCUUCACCAUGUCUCAAGCCUGGACUUUCUUCUUCCUUGACCAGGUGCUGACUUACUUGAUUUUGGCUGCCGGAGCGGUGGCAGCCGAGGUGCUGUACCUGGAACAAAAGGGAGAUUUAGCCAUCACCUGGAGUGCCGCUUGCGGCACAUUCGCCGGAUUCUGCCACAAAGCCACGGUCUCAGUAAUCAUCACAUUUGUUGCAGUAGCUUGUUAUGCAGUGCUUUCACUCGUCUCCUCUUACAAACUCUUCAGCAAAUAUGAUGCUCCCGUCACCUAUCCAACCACCAAAGGCAUUGAAAUCCCUGCAGUUUUCCAUAUCUGAUCUCAUCAUCCAUCCCCUCAGUUUCAGGCACCCAUAAAUACUAUCUAUAAAAUAACAGCAAAGAUGUGCACUUUCUGCAAUGUGUUUAAUUUAAUCCCACGAGUGCUCCAUAUAUGUGUUUAAUUUCUCUGUGUUUUUACAUGCUUUCCCCAUUUACUUUAAUGUAUUUAUAUAUAUAUUUGGUGUCAAAUGUGCGUCCGAUUUGCUAGCUAUUUGUACUCUAUGAACAUAAUCGGAAACUAUCUAAUUGUCAAGUUCUUUGUUUAUAUUGAACUUGACAAUAUGCGAAUAAUUAUCCUUAA